Molecule: messenger RNA, 7521 nt
Organism: Lampris incognitus (smalleye Pacific opah)
Lineage: Eukaryota; Metazoa; Chordata; Actinopteri; Lampriformes; Lampridae
Gene: apc2
Product: APC regulator of WNT signaling pathway 2
Exons: 13
Coding region: 1-7521 (2506 amino acids)
Biological process (GO): negative regulation of microtubule depolymerization; nervous system development; negative regulation of canonical Wnt signaling pathway
Cellular component (GO): catenin complex; cytoplasmic microtubule; beta-catenin destruction complex
Molecular function (GO): beta-catenin binding; gamma-catenin binding; microtubule binding
Source: RefSeq, a predicted model, not a curated record
AUGGCCAACGCGGUGGCGUCCUACGACCAGCUGGCCCACCAGGUGGAGGCCCUCCGUAAGGAGAACUCCCACCUGCGACGGGAGCUGGAGGACAACUCCAAUCAUCUGUCCAAGCUGGAGACAGAGACCUUCGGCAUGAAGGAGGUCCUGAGGCAACUGCAGAGCAAACUGGAGCAAGAGGCUGGGACCCUCGCCUCCUCUGGGAGAGCCGACGUUUUGGACCAGCUCAAAGAGUUGCACAUGGACCUUACCAAUUACUAUGAGCUCAAGUAUCAACCCCACAACCUGCGUCUGCUGCCAGACAACCUGGCAGGCAUGACAGCCCACGCUGGGGGAGACAUGCAGGAGCACCUGGCCCUGCCACCCUCCUCCUCCUCCUCCUCAGCCGUGGGGAGAGCCAAGAGCCCCCUGCGGCCAUCCUCCCGCCAGAGCAUGCUGUCUGGGGAGGCCACAGCUCUGCUCCCCCAGCACAUCCUGGACGGAGCCCCGCCCAAAGCCGCUGUGAUUGGUGGAGAGGGACGAAUCAGUGACAUGCAUCUGGAGGAGCUGUAUAAAGAGAGGAACCUGCUGCUAAGUGAGAUUGACAGGGAGGAGAGGGAGCGAUGUUGGUACUACACACAGCUUCAGGGUCUGUCCCAGAGAUUGGCCCAGCUGCCUCGCAUUGACACAUUUUCUCUGCAGAUGGACUUGAUCCGCCAGCAACUGGAGUUUGAGGUCCAGCACGUCCGCUCCGUCAUGGAGGACCGCUUCGGAACUGGCAACGAGAUGGUUCAGAGGACCCAGAUGCGUGUUGCUCGCCUGGAACAGCUGGAGAAAGAGCUCCGGGAUGCCCGGGAGAACCAGGACAACAGCCUGUGUCAGCUACAGAUCACUAGUACCGAGAAGCCAUCUGCUGGUGAAAGUGAGAUUGCUUCUUCUACUGCUGCAGGCCUGGAGGCUCCUGGAGAUGGAGGGAGCAAGGUGGAGAUGGUGUUCUGGCUGCUGUCCAUGCUAGCCAACCGGGACAGAGAGGAGAUGUCGCGCACUCUUCUGGCUAUGUCCAGCUCUCAGGACAGCUGCAUUGCCAUGCGCAAGUCAGGUUGCGUUCCCCUGCUGGUCCAGAUCCUAGAUGAGCCUCCGGGGAGCAAUGGAGAGCCGUGUGGGAGUGCAGGCUGCAGCCGGGAGGCAAAGUCCCGGGCCAGCGCCGCCCUACAUAACAUCAUCUUCUCCCAGCAGGAUGAGGGCCAGGCCCGCCGCGAGAUGCGAGUGUUGCACAUGCUGGAGCAGAUCCGAACCCACUGUGACAGUGGCUGGGACUGGAUCGAGAGCCAUGUGGGGACCCCAUCCCCAGGAGGAACUAAAACCACCGACAUUCCCGAGCCUGUUGACCCUCAGAUCUGCCAGGCCAUGUGUGCUGUCAUGAAGCUUUCCUUUGAAGAGGAGUAUCGACGAGCCAUGAAUGAAUUAGGAGGUCUGCAGGUGGUGGCGGAUCUGAUCCACUUAGACCAGGAGAUGUAUGGCAUGCAAAAUGAUCCGAUCAAUAUGGCACUCCGUCGCUACGCAGGCAUGGCACUAACCAACCUCACCUUUGGGGAUGUUGUCAAUAAGGCCACCCUCUGUUCCAAGAAGAGUUGUCUUCAGGCUCUGGUGGCUCAACUGGCAUCGGACAAUGAAGAACUCCACCAGGUGGUGUCCAGUAUUCUGAGGAAUUUGUCAUGGCGAGCCGACAUCAGCAGUAAGAGAGUGCUCAGAGACAUAGGGAGUGUGUCUGCACUGAUAACCUGCGCCCUUCAGGCCACAAAGGAAUCUACUUUGAAGAGUCUCCUCAGUGCUUUGUGGAACCUGUCAGCUCACAGCAUAGAAAACAAGGUGGCCAUCUGCUCAGUCGAUGGGGCUCUGGGCUUCCUGGUCAGUACACUGACCUACAGAUGUCAAACCAAUUCACUAGCCAUCAUUGAGAGCGGAGGAGGAAUUCUACGAAAUGUGUCGAGCCUGGUGGCCACUCGAGAAGAUUACAGGCAAAUCCUCAGAGACCACAACUGUCUCCAGACCCUACUGCAACAUCUGCGCUCUCACAGCCUGACCAUUGUGAGCAACGCUUGUGGGACUCUAUGGAAUCUUUCUGCUCGCAGUCCCAAGGACCAGGAGCUGCUGUGGGAUCUGGGGGCAGUUAGCAUGCUCCGUAACCUCAUCCACUCCAAGCACAAAAUGAUUGCAAUGGGCAGUGCUGCAGCUUUAAGGAACCUCCUCACCAACAGACCCCUCAAAUAUAAGGACACUGCUGUCAUAUCCCCUGGCUCUUGCAUGCCCUCCCUCUAUAUGAGGAAACAGAGGGCCCUAGAGGCAGAGCUAGAUGCUAAGCACCUAGCAGAGACCUUUGAUACCUUUGAUAAACAAAGCUCCAAGCACCUGAGCCUCAACAAGCCACUGCGACACAUUGAGAGCCUGGCAAAGGACUAUGCCUCAGACUCUGGUUGUUUUGAUGAUGAUGAAGCCCCUAAUGUCUCCAGCAGCCUGGACACUGGGAGUUUCUCAAUGCUGUCCAUGUUUCUGACCAACUCAAACUUCCUCCAAAACCAGACCCGAAAGAAGGAGAAUGAGCCUGAGCGAGAUGUGGAGCCACCUCAGACAGAGAAGAGACAUGUACCUACUGAUGAUAUUGUAUCUGCUGCUGCAGAGAAGUUAGCUAAAAAGAUCACCAACACUGUGGCCAAGAUUGACAGGCUAGUGGAAGACAUCACCAUGCAUACAUCCUCAGAGGACAGCUUCAGUCUCAGCUCAGAGGACCACUUUGCAGAUUGGCCUUAUGGACAGGAUGAGCUGAAUGAGGCCCGUGCCAAGUCAUGCUCCCCUUGCCGUCUCUCUGAUACAAGCAGCUUAGCUCACAGGGACCGUCUUAGCAGAGCCCAUGCUCUUUUGCGUCUCAAAAAUGCUCAUACAAGCUUCUCCACAGAUAGUCUCAACAGUGGUAGUACUAGCGAUGGCUACUGCGGUAGCAAAGACCAGAUCAGGUCCUCAGCAAAAGUUGUAACCAUGCAACAAAAACGGCCCAACCAGCUUGAUCUCAAGGGUGCUUAUCAAGAGUAUCUUAAUGUAGGAUCUGCUGUUCCAAAUGACACAAAUCAGGUAGAUGUUCCAGAGAGAGAUUCUGUGGACAACAAAGCAGUAAAAGCACCAGAACUGAGUAGCACAGACACUGAGAAAAACCAGGAACCACCCCUACAAACACCAACUAGUGAGUCCACUAAAGUCUCCUCUGAUGUAAGCAUGGCCUCUAUUAAGCUGUCUCCCUCUUAUCAACAUGUCCCACUCAUUCAGAGCGUGUCCAAAUUUGGUGUUGCAAAGACAGCCAUUAAUGUACAAGCUGCCCAAGCUAUGAGGAGGCAAGCAUGGGUUCCCACUGUGAUGGCUGGAGGGAGUAUCACUAAGUUUUCAACAAUGAGCUCCAUCAGAAGCCCAACUCUCGGGCCAAUGGAGACAGUCCAGAAGUACUCUGUCGAGAACACACCUAUUUGCUUCUCUCGCAGCAGUUCACUGUCCUCUCUUUCUUCCGGUGAUGGAGCACUUGAUGGACAAAGUCAGAGUGAAAAUGAGUUGGAGAGUGACUCAUCACUGGAGAUCAUUGAGGUGGAAGAUGUGGAAGAGGUGAAGCGAGCUGAGGAGGAUGAAACCUUGGAAGAUCUUAGUGACAGCCAGCUGCUAGUGACUGACUCAAAAACCUUCCCCAGCAAAGAGACUGGUCCUAUUGAAAUACCCUGCCCAGCCAAAAGGGAGAAGGUGUUCCUCAGGGGGGUGUCACCUGCAGUACAUGAAGAUAGGUCCCCAUCCAGUUCUUCAGAAAACUACAUCCAUGAAACCCCCCUGGUCAUGAGUCGCUGUAGCUCAGUCAGCUCACUGGGGAGCUUUGAGUCUCCUUCUAUUGCCAGCUCAAUUCAGAGCGAUCCGUGCAGUGAGAUGAUUGAUGGAACAAUUAGUCCAAGCGAUCUCCCUGACAGUCCAGGACAAACUAUGCCUCCAAGCCGGAGUAAAACACCAUGUUGUGUUGAAUCAAACAGCCAAGAAAUACAGAGUGCUGGGAUAGCAGGUCAGUGGGAAAGCAGUCUGCGCAAGUUCAUGGAGAUUGCAGACUUCAAAGAGAGGUUCAACCUACCUCCUGACCUGGACACCAUGAUCUACUUCACUGUGGAAAAACCCACAGAAAACUUCUCAUGUGCCUCGAGCUUAAGUGCUCUGCCUCUUCAUGAGCACUACAUACAGAAAGAUGUGGAGCUUAAACUGACCCCUCUGCUCCAGCAAAAUGACAAAAACCCUCCAUUCCUGGAUGAGGAUGAGCAUGAGCUUGACCAUGGGGAGCGAUAUAGUGAAGGAAAUUCAGAUGAUGACAUAGAGAUCUUAAAAGAAUGCAUCAACUCGGCUAUGCCCUCCAAGUUCAGAAAAGUAAGACCGUCCCUAAUGACCACCAUACCUCCACAUAUUUUAACCUCCCAGAACAGAAAACCAAUACAUCUACCUGUUUACAUGAUGCUUCCUAAUGCUGGCACUCAGAUGUCUUCAGGGAGAAAACCUGUCAUACCACAGAAGGAAUUUCAACUAGAUGAUUCGUCAUUCACUGAUUCUGCAGAGGGUACCCCUGUCAACUUCUCCAGCACAACAUCACUCAGUGAUGAAACUCUUCAGUAUCCGGUGAGGGAGAAGAGGGCAAAUGAUUGGAGGGUCAAAUGUUUGAACAAACAGGAAGUGAGUAAUGAUGAGGCAAAGAGGAUUGAAGACUUGAGGAUAUUCUCACAUUUCCACAAACCUAAUAGGACAAGCUACCAACCGGACGUACAAGUCAGUCAAAUUAGUCAAACCAGUAGAAAUGUCAUUUCUCCUCAGAGAAUAGCUGACAAAUUGCCAAGUCAGAGAAACCAUGAUCAGUCUCCCAGUCAGCAGAGGCAGAGGCAAGGACAAGUCCAAUUAAGAAAACUGGAGCUGCCUGUCAUCAAGCAAACCUCAGAAAGAAACAAAAAUAAAGGAUCAUUUCAAGGAAACAUGACUUCUCAACUAAUGAGACGUUCAAUACCACCUGAGGAAAUCAACUACUGCUUCCAUGAUGACCAAAAGGAAAAAGAUGAAAGAGGAAUGAAACGAAUAGGAAGAAAGCAGAUAAGAGAAGCAAGUAGAAAUACUCUUUCCCGAAGCAUGACAAAUAUUGGGAGGAUGGAAAAUUCUCAAGUAAAGCCCAAAGGGUUUCAAAGGUUAAAGCAGAAUCUAAUCAAAGAUGAAUCCCCAGCAUGUUACUCACUUAGCUCCUCUCUUAGCUCUUUGAGUGAUGCAGAGUUUGAGGGGCAGAAAUCAAAAGCCCAGCAAUUAUGGGCCAGAAACAGAAACAACAAAACGGCUAACAUGGUGCAACAAACAAAAACUAUGACCAUCCACAGCCAAUAUGAGGAGCAAAGCUCACCGAGCUCAGUUAGUAUGGAUUCAGAAGAUGAUCUCCUUCAGAAAUGCAUAACUUCUGCCAUGCCCAAGCAAAGAAAGAAGCUCACUGCCAGGAAGAAAAAGGCAGAUAAGACUCAAACCCAAAAGAAUAACUUGCAGAAAUCAUCAGAUGGAUGGAACAUGGAACAAGAAUUUGACAGCGAUGAUAUGGCAUCUGAUAAAGACUCAGACCUUAACAGUGUUGAGUGGAGAGCUAUACAGGAAGGUGCCAAUUCUGUUGUAACUGGGUUACAGGCAUCAAAGUCACAAGAACCAUCCUCUGAAGAAACUGAAUCGGUCCUGUCAUUCAUGUCAACAUCCAGCUUUACACCCAAAGAAAAGAAGUUUGCUAAAGACAAAAAAGCAAAUAAACCCCUUGACUUUGCCCAGCGUAAACCAGUUCCGAAUUUACCCGUAGUUUUCAGAGGGAGAACAGUGAUAUACACACCCAAGAAGGAAACAACUCUUUCACAAAGGCCACCUUCUAAGAAAGAAAUGGCCAAGAUAGAUGCUCCAAAGAACCCAAACCUUGCUCAGCAUAGGUCCAAGAGCCUUCACCGAUUAGGCCGGCCCCAAGAUGUUGAGUUGUCUUUGCCUAAAAGGAGCUCUACCCCACCACCAAGGAUACCAAAAAGCUCAUCCUCUGGAUCAUCACAAAGCUCUACACCAUCAAAACAGUCAGAGAGAACUAUAACCUCCCCAACACAAGCAAAUAAAUCUAAUCAGAAGAAUACUUCACCAGCUAGUAGUCCAAAAUCCCCUGUACAUAAAACCCAGAAGUCACCAGUCCGAAUUCCAUUUAUGCAGAGCUCAACAAGGCAACACAGAUCCAUAUCACCACUGGUAACAAACCAGCCAACUACUGUAAGCAGACAAAAUAGUCAGAUCACAGGUAAAAGGGUUCUUCCUGCUAAUCGAUUUGACCUGGUACGGAUGACCUCUGUCCAUUCAAGCAGCAGUGACUCUGAUCGUAAUGGAUUCUUGAGACAACUGACAUUUAUAAAGGAAUCUAAAACUAUGCUUAAGCGUGAUGGACCUACACGGUCCUCGCCCUGCUCUCUGCAUGUCUCCCCCCGCAGAGCAUGCCCAGGUCCCUCUGCAGUCUUCCUUUGUUCAUCAAGAUGUCAGGAGUUAAAGGCUGCCGUCCAUGGUCCAAGGAGAAUGCAGGGAGAGGACUCAGGACAAGGACCCAAGAAAGACCAGAGGCCUGAGCCAGGUGUUCAAAAGCGGGAUACAGCCCUUGCUAGAGCAAGUUCCAGUGAACGAAACCUAUCUGCAAGGCGUCCAGCAAGGAGAACUAGUUCUGAAAGCCCCUGUAGGGUGGCUCAGAGAAAUGGACCUAGCAAAGUUUCUGGAGCUAGGCAGCAACAGGACAGAGAUACCUUUAAGCGCCAUGCCUCUUCCCCAAGCAUAAACAUCCUGAGUCGUGUAACAAGUCGAUCCUCUCUACGCUCCUCAUCUUCUGACUCAAGUGGACGAGCAAAGAGUGAGGAUGAUACAAAGAAGAAAGGGCAGAGAGCUGGAUCCCAAGUGAAAGGAAGAAUCACCUGGAGGAGGAUAAGAGAUGAAGAUGUACCUCAUAUCUUGAAAAGCACUCUACCAGUCACGGCUUUGCCUCUGGUGCCUUCUCCUGAUGGAGAAAAACCUGAGAAACCAGCAAUGCCAGGGAAAGUGGGCACAAUUGUGCUUGCAUCACGAAAGACAAGUGAUGCAACCGUCCAGACAGAUGAUUUAUCCAAUAACAAGACCAACUCGAGCACCUCGCCGACAAUUGAGAAGGCUCCAGUUAUCUCUGAGGAGGCAGCAAGGCUUGCUGUCCUGAGAAAAAUCAGCAUUGCAUCUGGAAACAGCAUCCAUGAUGGAGACUCAAAUGAUUCCCUAAGGAGCCACAGCACAGUCUCCACAGGAACAUCUGAAAGCCACACAGGUGGAGUGGUCCAUUUCCGUCAGGGCUCCCCUAGUAAAGCUGUAAGAGUGACUCCAUUUAAUUACAUCCCCAGCCCUAUGGCUUGCUGCCUACAAGAUGCACAGAGCCAAGCAACCACAAUCAAUGAGAAGUCAGCAGAAAAAACUGAGUUAUAG